UAACACCCCACCCUCCUUGGGCUCCUCCUCCAUACUCUGAGGAAGUCGCCAGUCACUCUGCUGCUGCUCCAGUGUGCAUUAGGUGUCCGGAGAAGCGACAACAUGGCGUCUGUGUGUUCUCAGGAGGACGAGUCCUUUACUUGCCCAGUCUGUCUGGAGCUGUUGAAGGAUCCAGUGGCGAUUCCCUGUGGACAUAAUUUCUGUAUGAGGUGCAUUAAUGGCUGCUGGGAUCAGGAGGACUGGAAAAGAAAAUAUAGCUGUGCCCUCUGUGCAAGCACAAUUUCCCUUCUAGACCAGUCUUGCACAGAAACCCACUGAUUACUGAAAUGGUGGAUAAGUUCAAUAGCACCCGUCUCCAAGCUUCUGUGGAUUGUGAUGUUUGCCCCAGGAGGAAACUCAAAGCUGUCAAGUCCUGUCUGGAUUGCCUCAAGUCAUACUGUGAAAUGCAUUUAAAGUCUCACAAUGAACAUGUUAAAAGACCUCACACCAUGAUUGAUCCCACAGCCCAGCUACAAGAGAGGAUUUGCCCUCUUCAUAACAGGGUUUUGGACAUAGUCUGUCGCACCGACCAAAGUUGCAUCUGCUAUCUUUGCAUGAUUGAAGAUCAUAAAGGCCAUGACACAGUCAUAGCUGCAGCAGAGUGGAGCCUUAAAAAGGAGGGGUUGGCGCAGAAACAACACAGAUACCAUCAGAUAAUCCAGUUGAAGGAGAAGGAGCUACUGGACCUGAGGAAGGCUGUGGAGACUCUCAAGACGGCAGAAGAGGACAGUGACAGGUUGCUUGCUGAGAUAGAGCAGGAGAUUGCUGAGCUGAACAGGACAGAUGCUGAGAUGAAACGGCUUGCAAUGACUCAUUCACUCAAUCUAUUUCCUUAAGAACAUUGUGUCCAUUCCAGAUGACGCAUACAACGCUGUGUGGACCAGAAAAACCUUCAGAUUCUUUCAACCUAUGCAGAAAUCUGUCUCUGCACUGAACAGACAGCUGGAGGAGAAAUUAGAUUUGAUUGUCAAGCAGGAAGAAGAUCAUGAUCUCCCAGUCAGAAAAGCAGAUAGUAAGGAUUGGCUGCCACCAAAGAGUAAGUAAUUACUGAGGACCUCAUACAGCUUGUAGCAUUGAGAUUUGUAGUACCACUUUAACAUGAUUAUUAAGCUCAGUGCUCAUCAGAAACCUUAACUCAGGUGUUAUACCACACACGCAUUGUACCCUGGGGUCAUUUCACGUGAAAUCAGACACUUUGGGACCCGAUCGACACAGAUUUCAAUCAUACUUGCUGUGCCUGUUUAGUAACAAGGUAGCACCCCAGAGCUGCAUUUGUGUGAGUCUGACACCAAUAUUAAGGGAGAAACAGACUAGGAAAGGUUUACAUAUGAGGGUAGGACACAAUACAUUCAGCAUUGAUUAUAUCAGUCAGUGUAAGUCACAAAGAGCAUGGAAUACAACUCUCAGAAUAUGAAUUAUGAUAAAUUGAAAAAUUAACAAUUGAAUAUCAAAAAACGUAUGUUUUAAAAUGGCCAGUUCCUUGUCUAAACGUAGCCUGCAAUGUCAUGAACGACACCUGAAAUGCUGGUGUUUGGUUCUUUAUUCAUUUCAAAGAUAAUGGGACUCAAAAAUAUGGCAUCAUACAGAUCACCUAGUAAUAAUAUGGCAAUCCCAUAGUAAUUUCACACGACAGCAUGUCUAUCGGAAUAUGUGAAGGAUGGAGAUGGUCCAUGAGGAUGCAGGAAGUUCAGUUUCACCUCUCCAGUGCUCGGCAUACAUUCCUAAACACAUGCUAGCCACUAGUUGACAUCGGUUGCGAGACGAUUCGUCUAAUGAAUUGUUGAGAGGGGACCAUUCGAACAAAACGUGGGACCAUUCGUAGAAGGCAUGGGGCGUUUCGUGCAGUACCUGAGGAUUUUUCGUAGAAGACCUAAGGACGUUACGUUCAACCCAUGCAGACCUUUCGUGUAACUGGGCAGACGUUUAGUUUAGUCUGCCUAUUUUAUUUUUAUAUUUUAUCAAACUUGUGUGCCUACCACCACAAUGCAAUGAAAACAAAAAUCGAACCAUGUAGAAAGUGCGUGUCUCUUUUUUUAAAAAUUAAUUUUUCAUUUUAGUUCAGGCUGCUUUUUUACCAUUAGGCCUAUUUUAUAGCCUAUUUUAUAAAUAUACUAUAUUGUAACGGACUGCCUCUGCGUCCUCCGGAGUGAGAUAGCAGUGUUACCCCCUGUGCACUACAUGUGCUGUCUAUAAAAUGGGGUUAAUUUCAAAUGGCGGGUGAGACUGUUAGGAAAAAAACAAGCCGAGAGAGCAAGAGAGAGGGAACCAUGAAGUGUGCGCCGAGAAGAUCAGCAUUCGCAAGAAUGCUAAGUCAGACAUUGAUGUGAGCUGUUCCAAAUUGAGAGGGUUUUGCAAAAGUGCACUAGGCUACUAAACAUAAGAAAAGACAUUUGUUCUGUUGAUAUGAGUUAUUUCUAAUGUGUUGGUCACUGAUUUUUAUUCAUUUUUGGAAAGGUAACGGCAGUCUUGCUGCCUGGCUGGCGCCCAUCUCAUAACUUAAAACUACAGUCGUUUGCACCGCUACAAUAUCGACGAAAUGUUUUAAAAUGUACAACAUCAAUUUAAAGGUAGACCUAAGGGAUAAUGUAUUGUCCACACCAGUGACGUGCAGUCAACUUUAUGGCUGGUGAGGCACUGACUUUUCCAAUAUCAGAUUUUCAAAUAUAUAAUACUACAGCUACAGUUUUAGUAAAUUUAUCAAAUAGGCCUACCGAUAAGUUUCAUAUGCCAUAGCUUUCUUAACAUAAGUUAGGCCUACAUAAUAAAACAUGCUGCAUUUCCGUAGAGUAAAUGCUAUUAUAGC
Messenger RNA from Engraulis encrasicolus (European anchovy), 2842 nucleotides. RefSeq names its product tripartite motif-containing protein 29-like. NCBI's taxonomy places the organism in Eukaryota, Metazoa, Chordata, Actinopteri, Clupeiformes, Engraulidae. The record is from RefSeq and is a predicted model, not a curated record. The coding region runs from base 327 to 875 and encodes 182 amino acids. The transcript is spliced from 5 exons. Gene Ontology annotation, molecular function: zinc ion binding.